Penaeus monodon (black tiger shrimp) is the source of this 572-nucleotide messenger RNA. It is a transcript of the gene RpL32, whose product is annotated as 60S ribosomal protein L32-like. NCBI's taxonomy places the organism in Eukaryota, Metazoa, Arthropoda, Malacostraca, Decapoda, Penaeidae. The transcript is spliced from 4 exons. Gene Ontology annotation, molecular function: structural constituent of ribosome. Bases 147 to 551 code for a protein of 134 amino acids. Gene Ontology annotation, biological process: translation. The record is from RefSeq and is a predicted model, not a curated record. Gene Ontology annotation, cellular component: ribosome; cytosolic large ribosomal subunit.
CCGCGUGUCGGGAAGCGCACGGUGAGCCCCUCUCUCCCUGGUUUCUCGCGCUUUUGCGGUGCUUAAGUCCUUGCUGGUGGUUGCUGGAGGUCGUUUUGGACAAGGAGAGUUAUUUUAGGCGAGAAGUGUAGUGUCUGUGAGGCAAAAUGGCGAUUCAACCACUUAAAAAACCAAGGAUUGUCAAAAAGCGGACAAAGCGGUUCAUCCGCCACCAGAGCGACCGCUUCGUCAAAGUAAAGGCCAACUGGAGGAAGCCCAAGGGUAUUGAUAACCGUGUGAGGCGUCGCUUCAAGGGCCAGUAUCUUAUGCCCAACAUUGGUUAUGGUUCUGCCAAAAGGACCAAGCAUAUGCUCCCUAAUGGUUUCAAGAAGGUUUUGAUCCACAAUGUCCGCGAGUUGGAAGUUUUAAUGAUGCAGCACCGCACCUUCUGUGGUGAAAUUGCCCAUGGUGUCUCCUCCAGGAAGCGCAAGGAUAUUGUUGAGAGGGCCAACCAGCUCUCAAUCCGCCUCACCAACGGGUCUGCAAGACUUCGCACGGAGGAAUCCACGUAGAUCAAUAAAUUGUGGUUGUAA